Sporothrix schenckii 1099-18 is the source of this 1626-nucleotide messenger RNA. Its product is annotated as beta-fructofuranosidase. Gene Ontology annotation, molecular function: sucrose alpha-glucosidase activity. Bases 1 to 1626 code for a protein of 541 amino acids. The record is from RefSeq and is a predicted model, not a curated record. The transcript has a single exon. Gene Ontology annotation, biological process: sucrose catabolic process. Lineage: Eukaryota; Fungi; Ascomycota; Sordariomycetes; Ophiostomatales; Ophiostomataceae.
AUGUCCUGGGGUCACAUUGUCUCAAAAGACAUGCUUGUAUGGACAUUGGCCAAGACUUCUCCCGCAAUCGUUCCCGGGGCGGUGUACGACCGAGAUGGUGUAUUCACGGGCUGCUGGGUACCUCCGGUUGACAAGUCUGACCAAACGCUGAAGGUUGCGUAUUCCUCGGUCAAGCGGCUCCCGUUUCACUGGAGCACGCCACCGUAUCCACGGGAUGCGGCCGGCAUAGCCAUAGCAUUGUCGUCCGACGGCGGAAACAGCUGGACAAAGGCGCCUCGGAAUCCAAUUUUGAAUGGCGAGCCCGGAGGUCUUACGGUGACUGGAUUCCGGGAUCCUUUCGUGACCAAGUCGCCUGCGCUGGACCAAGCUCUGGGUACGACUGACAACGUCCUCUACGGGUUGGUGUCAGGUGGUAUACAGGACACCGGGCCUACGACAUUUCUGUACAAAAUACCGUGCAGCGACGUACAUGACUGGCAGUACGUGGGACCUCUGGUGGAUGUACCGUUGAGGUUCCAGCCUUCGAAGAAGUGGAGCGGCAACUACGGCGUCAACUGGGAAUGCACAAACAUUGUUACGCUACAGAACGGUUCGGACACUCGUGAGUUUCUGGUGAUUGGUGCGGAAGGGGACAUUGAGAAAAACCACGUGAAAAACUUUAAGCAACCUGUAAGAGCUCCGUCUCGAACGGUCAGGACCCAGGUGUGGAUGUCGGGCAAGCUCAAAGGGGCGGGUCACAAAGGCGUCAAGCUCGAGUACAAGCAUGGCGGGUACCUUGACCAUGGGCCGUUGUAUGCUGCAAAUUCAUUUUUGGAUGAAAGGUCGGGCCGUCGCAUUGUUCACGCGUGGCUACCAGAGGACGACAUUCCAAUGGAUGUCGCGAAAGAAAAGGGCUGGAACGGCAGUCUCGCGCUGCCCCGCGAAAUAUUUCUUCUCCGGAUACGAGGGGUACAGAAGCCCUUGCACAGCGAGCUGUCCGACAUGGCGCCCUUUGAAAUUGCCAGCACGGAGCCAGACGGUUCAAAGACACUGCUCACACUGGGCAUACGGCCAAUUUCCGAGGUGAUGCAGUUCCGGGACGCAGUGGUCUGCAAAGCGUUUCAGAUCGGAGCCUCUGUAUCACUGCCGUUGACCACGGACGUCUCGCACAAGUUCAUCUACGAGACUCAUUCUACGAGCUGGGAGUUGGCGGCGACAAUAUCCAUCAGCUCUGGAUGCGAAACUGUCGGUUUCUAUUUGCGUCACAACAGCGACCUUUCCAUCCGAACAUCGGUUAUCUUCGCUGUUAUGGAAGAGACCAUAACCGUUGACCGUUCAGCUUCCAAUACGGCUGAGAUGGUGAACAAGUGCCCCGACGCCGGACCCUUUACGUUAUUUUUCAAAAAGCCCGAGUCUGGCGACGACGAUGGAAAUGUGGUGCUGGAAAAGCUCCACCUCCGAAUUUUCUCGGAUGGAAACAUUUUGGAGAUUUUUGCCAACGACCGUUUCGCUCUGGCCACCAUGGUGUACUCUGAAGGCCAUGGGCCGGAUUUUGGUGGAAUCAGCGCGUUCGCGACGGGCACGAAGAACACUUCCACCUUUGAAAGUAUUGCCGUUUGGGAUGGUCUAGGGACGAACGAUCCGUAG